Molecule: messenger RNA, 14332 nt
Organism: Podarcis lilfordi (Lilford's wall lizard)
Lineage: Eukaryota; Metazoa; Chordata; Lepidosauria; Squamata; Lacertidae
Source: the annotation of a GenBank genome assembly
GCAGGAAGUUCUACGGUGAGCAAAUUUGAUUUGUUGUGAGCAUGGCAGAGCUCUUUCACAUCCCCUCACGCCUCCAGUCUGGCUCACUUUCUUGAGGUAACUGAAGUGUUUCUACAUGAGCCUCCACAAGCUGAAUUAAGAAGCUGCUGAAACUGCACCAGAAAAACAGUUUCAUCCUGACGGAUCAGCUUUCUUUUCCACGAUGACUAUGAAGUGAAGCUACAUUCCAGGCCAUGUACGCAGGUAGCUUUGCAAUGCGCUCCCUCUUUCUGAUGCUGACGCUGGAGAAUACAUGGGCACAUGGUAAGAUAUGGCCGUAUCUAUCUGAAUGCCAGUGAAAUGUGUGUGAAACCUUUAUUUCUAAAUGUUUUCAGGUGGCUAGACACAACUGUUAAGUUCAGGCUAUUGGGCUAAAUAGUACAAUAAUGGGCCUUAUUCUCAGCCUUAGAAUAUUUCACACCAGGGUUCAGCUCCAACAGAGAAGCCACUAUUAAUCUAUAUUCGAACACUAUAUAUCUAUAUUGGGGCUGAAAUUUCUCUUCUUCACUGAAUAAUUACAGCCACCCUUCAUAUGUGAAUUGGUGUCUUCCAUAUGAUAAUGGGUGCAGUAUCAGAGAAGAGCAAGCAGAGUGUUAGCAGGAUGGAGACAUUAUAUAAUGAAAACAGGCUGAAAUGACUAAUCCUGUUCAUUCCAGUUUGAAAAACAGGAGAAUGAGUGGCAAUAUGACAAUACAGUGCAAAGGGCAAAUUAAUAUGGCUGAUUGUUGAGGAGAUUGGAGGCCUAACAAUGCUGGAAGGUUGCAGGUACCCACACUAUAAAACUACUCAAGAAUAAGUUUAGGUUAGAGAGAAAGCUUCUAACUACUAAUCAGAGCAUAAUAUUCUGAAAUCCUCUCUCUGCAGUUGUCUGAUAAAGUGGCUGAUAAAUGCAUCAAUAUUUUAUUGCUUUUAAUUGGUCUGGAACUCAAGGUAAAGAAGCAAAAUAGCUAAUGUUUUACAGGAAAUGCUUUGACUGUGGCAGCCAUUGUACCAUGCAGAGGAGAGACAAAUGUUUGGAAACAUCUCGUAGAUACCUUCACCUUACCUCCAUAUGUUUUUAUGACCACUGUGAGCAGACAAAUGGGAGCUUGUCUUUCCUGGAACAUUACUUAUUUAUUUUAAACAUUUUAUAGAGCACUUUAUCUUCAAUGAAUAAUUAAAUGUUAGAACACGUGAAAUGGCUCUCUAUCACCAAAGGCUUUCUGUGGUGUAGGUGGGUAUAGUGUUGGACUAGGAUCAGGGAGACCCGGGUUCAAAUCCCCCCCCCACUGGUGUCGCCCGCUGGGUGUCAGUGAUCAUGGGUGAGCCAGUCACUAUCUCUCAGCCUAACCCUACAUGAAAGUGUUAUUGCGAAGGAAAAAUGGAGACAGGGAAAAUCAUGCAUGCUGCCUUGAGCAAGUUGGAGGAAAGGUAGGACACAAAUACAGCAAAUAUAUAAAGUAAUGCCAGGUUGAUUAACACUUUCAUUUGUAUUCAGCAGUGCAUAUUCAAGUAUGAAACUACACUUUAAACUAGCAAAUGUGUGUUUCUCAAAGUACCAAAGAGAAGUGUGCCCUAGUUCUUCAGUUACCAAGAUUUAAAAGAAAUAUUUUUGCAUCAUUCUCUCUCUCUCUCUCUCUCUCUCUCUCUCUCUCUGUGUGUGUGUGUGUGUGCACAUGCCUGUGUGCCUUUCAAAUUUGCAAGUGGUCUCAUGCCAUAUAAUCUACAUCUGAAGGAUUUGGACUACUGGGUGUUGAAGAGUCUCUGAAUUUUAGGAAACCAGUGGCACUCACCUUCUGGCAGCAAUCAACCUUGCUAUGAAUUUUGUGUUUUGGAGGCUAAGUCUGUUGAUGGCUACCAGCCAUGAUGGCUAUGCUCUGCCUUCAAGGUCAGAGACAGCAAUUCCACCAUUUGCUGAAAACCAUAGGAGUGCUUGGGUCUUGAUUGUAGAUUCUUCUAUUCAGAUAUGGGGAGGGGAACAAGACUUACUUGAGGAUAUUGUUGUGGCUUUUAAAAUGCCUGAACUUCGUAAAUCAGAUCAAGUUAUUGAACCGCACCGUGUCAUUCUAUUUAUGCCUACUUGACCCAGGCAGCCAAACAGCACUCUCUUCUACCACUUUUUGUGGCAAACUGGCUGCAGCCUGCUACUUCGUCUUCCCUCCUAAAACCACAGAUUUACAUAAGCCCCACACAAGUCCUUGUUCUCAAAUUUCAGCCACACACCUAGUUCCAUUUCCACCUUCUGUAGCUGAAGUUGCCUUGUGGUCACUUGUCAGAAGGGGGUAGGUGAAUCAGUUUCCUCAUUUUUCCAAUCUGAAAUUUAGCUCACUGCAUUAGUUCAUGAUAUGGGGGGUUUUUUUAAGUCCCCAUAUAAAUCCAUCAGCAUUUUAGUGCAAAUUUCUCAUAAUAUGCCCACUUUUGCCUGUGCCUAAUGUACACAUUUUUGCAAAGUAAAUUUCCCCGAAUAGAACACGUUUCCGAGUGUUAUUUUCACUGAUGUAUACAUUCUUAUGCAUACUUUGCUCUGUAUAUGCAAUUUUGCUCACAUUAUUUGACUGGAGAACUGUGCUGCAAAAUUCGGAGAAAGCUGAAUUUAGGAUGUUGGCUGUGUUUCAGUUUGCACGCUGUGCAAAUUAGGUAGGUUCACCUUUAAAUGCAAACAGAAUCAAAUCCCCUCCCCAUGCCUACUGCCCCAUUGACCACAGUAGGCAUUGAAGAAGGGCUACCGUUUCCACAGGGCGGGCGUCACUACCAAGAAGGCCCUCUGCCUGGUUCCCUGUAACGUCACUUCUCGCAAUCAGGGAACCACCAGAAGGCCCUCGGAGCUGGACCUCAGUGUCUGGGCAGCAUAAUGGGGCUUAGCAAGAAGUAACUGUUUGACCAUCCAGACUUCUGAUAACAGACUUCUGAUGCCAAGGUCCAGGUUAUCUGAAAUACCACAUUCCCUCAUACAAACCUGUCCAGGCUCCGAACUCUUUGUGGGAGGUCUUUCUCUUGGUCCCACCACCCACUUGGACAGGGCCUUCAUGGUGUCUGCUCCCAGACUUUGGAACUCACUCCUUAAAGAAGUUAGAUUGGCUGUGUCAUAGCUGUCCUUCUGCUGGCAGGUGAAGACUUGUUCCAACAGGCCUUUGGGAACUGACUGUGUUUUUAGGAAAGGGGUGUUGUUGGGAUGUGUAGUUACUGUUUAUGUUUUUAACGGAUCUUUUUAUAGCAUUUUGAUUCUGUUAGUGUUUAAUUAAAUUUUAAAUAAUUAUCUUUUCUUUGUUUUUAAGCUUGUUCUGUUUUAUCUUUCUAAGCCGCCAUGAGUUCCAGUCUGGGGAAAAGGGAUAGAAAUAAAUAUACUAAUAACAGUAAUAAUAAUUUAUAAAUAUCUUGGCUGUGAUUAAACCAAUAACAGAUGACUGAUGUCAAUAUUUUAUAUCACAUUAGCUUGCCAAUCAGCUCUUCUCAUCUAAAGCAUUGCCUGUAGAAAGGUAUUGCAUGGAUGGGAAAACCAACAAGACGCCAAUGAAAUGAUUAUUGCUAACAAUGCAAAAAUAUCUGAGGUGUGUCAGGCAUAAUUUCCACCCCACUUUUUUCUUCCAGGGAAUGACAACUGCACUAUUUCUGUCCGAAGGGGAACCAACUACACGAUAAAUGCUGGCGUUUCAUUCAGUAUAAAGUGCCCAGUGAUGGAUUGCCAAAAGAAUCUUACGAUAAAUUGGUACAGGAACAGUGAAAUUCUGCCUCAAGGACAAAGACACAAUAUUUUUUGGAAAGGCCAUGAUUUUGUUUUGCAAUUUUUGCCUAUUUCUAAGAAUGACAGUGGACGCUAUCAGUGUCAAGCUACUAUGGGGGAAAGCAUACUCCCAGGUCAUGAAAUACAAGUCAUUGUACAAGGUAAGCAUCAUAAGCAAUUCCGAGAACGAGGGCCUUUUUCCAAUUCACUGUUUGCAGCAACAGGCCUAUGGGCAAUUCAGUCAGCCUCCUGGUCAGUUGCCUGGUGCUUAUAGCCCUGCGGUCAUUUAUUUAUGUUCUUGCUCUGCUCAAGAAACGCACAUCAACACAAUCAAGGUUUCAACUGUACAUUGAUUUUAUUUCCUCUUCUCUAAGCAGCUCUGGCAUGCUGCAGGCUAACCCUUUCCUCUUAUCUGUGUGCAACGCUCUUUAGUACAGUAUAGAAAGCCAACUGUCAAAAGGCCCAUUAAAGUCCCAGCCAUGUUGCACGUUCUGCCUCUCUUACAAUGCUGGAUCUACAAAUUUUGCAACAGGCAACAAUGGUCUGCACUGCUGCCCCGCUUCUCCAUCUCAGCAUGUUUAGCCCAGUGGCAGCAGUUGAGAAGGAUGAAGAGAGUGAUUUGAAAUUGGAGAUUGAAAGGAUCAGCAGCAGGUGAGCUCUCCAAGGCAUAAGGGAGGCUUGGAAAUCCAGCUGAGCUUCAAAGGUUUUUUUUUUGGGGGGGGUACUUGAAAAUGGAUCCUUUCAACAUGGAGCAGGUUUCCUGAGCCUCCGUGAAUCCAUCUUUUCAAGCUCUGAUUGUGGAGCCUGAAUGGAGUGGCAUGGGAGACUUAGAAAGGCCACCCCACACUGAUACUUUGAAUUUCUCUUCCCCUUUGGAGCAAGGCAAAGUUGUAUAGGGGCACAUACACGGAGACAUGCUCACGAGAAAGCCUGUAAUUUGCCACCACUCCAAAACUGCCACAAGGGCAUGUGCCCCCUUCUGCGCAAACACCCAUAAUCCAGCACUGCUGUCUUGAUCAUAGAAUCAUAGAACUGUAGAGCUGGAAUGGACGACAAGCUGAACUCUUUGGAUGACACUGUGAGCCCGGGGAGGCAGCAUAAUCUGUACUGAAGUGUGUGACUGCUAUUAGAAAAGGGACUUGUUUCCAACUGAGUUAUACACGGAGUAAACCCACUGAAAUGAAUAGACCUAAGUUUGUCAUGUGCAUUAAACUGUUUCUAAUGAUGUGUUUUAAAUUGUUGCAACCUGCCCCGGGACUUAGUUAUCAUCACCUCAAGGACCGCCUCUCCCCAUAUGAAGCGAUUCAGACCCUGUGAUCAUCAUCUGAGGCCCUUCUUCAUGUACCUCCUAUGUGAGAGGUCCAGAGGGUGGCAAGACAAGAACGUGCCUUUUCUGUGGUGGCUCCUCGUUUGUGGAAUGCUCUCCCCAAGAAGGCUCACCUGGCGCCUUCAUUACAUAUCUUUAGGGGCCAGGCAAAAACGUUUCUCUAUAAAGCAAGCCUUUGGCUGACUAACAUUCUAUGUCCUUUAAAACGUGUUUGGGAGAGGGGAGGGUUAUUGCUUUGCUUUUGUUUUAGUAUGUAUUUUGUGUUUUUCUUUUUAUGUUGUGAACCACCCUGUGAUCUUCAGAUGAUGGGAAGUAUACAAAUUUAAUAAAUAAUAGUAGUAUACAUAAAUGCUUUGCUUGCAUUAUGUCUUGAAGGCUAUGCAUGGAGAAAGGUAUAUCUAGUGCUUUUUUCUUAAAAAAUGUUUAGGGGUAGAUUCACAAAAUGUUUAGGGGUAUGCGUCCCCCCCCCAGAAAAAAAGCACUGGGUAUAUCUCCCAGAAUUCUUUUUUAGGGGAAGUCCUGUUUGUUUAAAGUGGUAUCAUAGUGAUUUAAAUAUAUGGUGUGAACGUUGGCUAAGAGUUGUUCAUUUGUUCCUUGCUUUGCGGUAUUUCAGUUUUCCAAAUCUUGAUGGGGUUCAUUGCAGAAAACAGUUAAACCCAAGUGUUGCAGUUACAAAAUGUUCAUCACACAUCAAAGACAUCACGGCUCCCUUAUUUGCAAACAAUGUGUAGAGCGGUAGCCUUAUCAGUCAUCUGACAAAAAAUAGGCUGUCUAGUAGUGCAAAGAAAUGAAACCUGUACAGAGUGCCAAACAGCCCAUGUUGUAACAUCUAAAUGACUCAAAUUGGUAUUUGGACUUUCUGUGUAUGUAAAUUCAACAAGAGGGUCACACUGCCCAGAACUUCCAUUGAACUUAAGAAAUGGCCUGUAUAAAAUGGAAAUGCUGAAACCCUUACAAAAUAAAAAUCCCACAGGAGGCUGAAAUACAAAACAAGCACACCUAAGGCUGUGCAACUCUUACUUUAGCACAUGAGUAGGCAAACUAAGGCCUGGGGGGCCAGAUCCAUCCCAAUCUCCUUCUAAAUCUGGUCCAGGAAUCAGUGUGUUUUUACAUGAGUAGAACGUGUCCUUUUAUUUAAAAUGCAUCUCUGGGUUAUUUGUGGGGCAUAGGAAUUCGGGUUUUGUCCCCUUCAAAAUAUAGUCCGGCCCCCGCACAAGGUCUGAGGGACAGUGGACCGGCUUCCUGCUGAAAAAGUUUGCUGACCCCUGCUAUAGCUGAUCUCAGAUUGACCUACCUUAGUUUCAGUUCUCUAAGGGUUGAGCUAAAUGUGACUUUUGACGCACAUAGUUGGGAUACUGUACUUCUCUCUUUAAAAAAACACACACAAACCUAAACAUAGUCAUAAGCCCCAUCCCAACAACAUCUGCAUCAAAACUGAAGAAAGGGGAAGUUUAUCCAACUUCUCCCCCGUGAUGUUUUCCUACUGAAAAUUAUCUCUCUUACAAACUGUUAAUUCACCCCAGUGUUGCUAUGUGAUGCAAAGAGCAAUUUCAUGGAGGCAAUGGAAGGAUGGCACAGGUAAUGCCAUUGUGUGGCACAUGAGGAGACGUCAAUACUCUCCUACCCUGCCACUUUUCCAGCCAGAAUUAACACCUGCUCCCUCACCCCACCCUCAUGACUGCUAUUAGUUUGUUUUGUGAAAGAAAGAAAAAAAAGAAUCUCAAGCAAAGGAUUCACAGAUAAGUUUAAUAUCAGGUUUACCUUGAGGCUGAGUUUCAAGUCUCUACUUGUACUCUAUAAAACUGCUUCCCUCCAUGCACCCAAUCAUAGAACACUUGGACGGUUGUGGGGGGGUGUCAAAUGAUCCUCCUCCCAAGUAUUGAAAGUGAAUGGGGGCUGAGUGGGCUAGCCCACCCCCUGCUGCUGUUGUGCCCAGUGGAAAUGAGCCAGUGUGGUAUAGUGGUUAAGAGCAGUGGACUCGUAAUCUGGUGAACCGGGUUCGCGUCUCCGCUCCUCCACAUGCAGCUGCUGGGUGACCUUGGGCUAGUCACACUUCUCUGAAGUCUCUCAGCCUCACUCACCUCACAGAGUGUUUGUUUUGGGGGAGGAAGGGAAAGGAGAUUGUUAGCCAAUAAAGCAGGAUAUCAAAUCUGAACUCUUCUUCUUCUUCCUGUCAUCCAUCCUUUUGAAGUGUGUCUCUGAGUAAGAGAAAACCCUGACUAGGUCAUGGCUACCCUCCUCAUGGACAUGCUCCAAACACAGAGAUGGUGUGUCGGUGGCUGCCCAGCAUGCAGUUCCAUGACACACCCAUCCUUUCAACUGGGGCUCAGGGCACUAGGGCUCUAAUAGCAGGUUGAAGGAGCUAUUUUGGUAAUGAAAACAGUAGGGGGGGAAGCAAGGAUCCUCCUCCUUGCUGAGUUCAACAAUAGCAACACUGAGACUGAGGAGGAAGAUGACAGGUUGUGCCACCCUGGAGUGACUGUUAGUAAGAAGGCAGGCAGGCAUGAACUGGAGGAGAGCAAACUCAGAUUAUUGGGGCAGUGCCUCAUUUGCCCUUAUUUGCCUCAUUUCAGCAUCUUCUGCCCUCCUCUACAAAUACACUGGGAAUUCUGGAUCCUCCUGCCUACCCUGUAGUUUGACCCUCAUUAUAGCCUCUCUGGCUUUCUAGGUUGCAUUAAGAACAUUUAGAGAUCAUAAUGUAUUGUCAGUGACCCUUGUGAAACCAUUCUGGAUCAAGCAGAUUACUUCUGUUAGGAAGCAUGCUAUUUUUAUUUUUAUUGACUCUUGAAUGCUCUUUCUCUUUCUGAGAAUGCUUACUUUUAAACAGUGUUUAACUUCUCUUACCAUAUUGGUUAUUUCACCAGCGGCGUAGCGUGGGUUGUCAGCACCCGGGGCAAGGCAAGUAAUUUGCGCCCCCUAACCCGGGGCAAGGCAAGUAAUUUGCGCCCCCUAACCCGGGGCAAGGCAAGUAAUUUGCGCCCCCAACCCCUAACCUGCCGCCGCUGCCAGCUUCUUCUUGCUGCUGCCUGGGCUGGUCUGGUGUGGUUCUCUCCCGCGCUCAGCGCUGCGCUGGGCGGCCGCUGCACUGUCCCUCCCCCCGAUAGUCCCUCGCUCUCUCUCCGCACUGCACACCUGGCACCCACCCCCUCCACAGUGGGCGGCGACCCAGUGGCUCGGAUCGGAUUCGCACAGCCAGCACUGCAGUGAGAGAGAGUGAGUGAGCCAGGUAGGGGCAGAGAGCUGCGAGUGCGAGCGCGCCCCCCCCAGAUGUUGUGCCCGGUGCGGCCGGGCCCCCCUACACCCCCCACGCUACGCCACUGUAUUUCACCCCUGUUAAGCUAACUGAUGGUGAAUUCUGCUUUGGUAGGAGGUUGACGGGAGAUUUUAACUGCUCAGCUCUUUGUAUUUGCUUAAUGAUUAAUAAUUGCAUUGCUAUAUUGAAAUAUAACAUUAUGUUGCUUUGGCAUUAGGACAAUAGCAAAUGUAAAUAGUAAUUAUAGCAACAACAACAACAACAAUAAUAAUAAUAAUAAUAAUAAUAAUAACAGAUCACAAUAAAAUAACAGAAUCUGAAAAUGCUACUGCAGAAGAUAAUGAAGCAGCUGGAAAGGACAUGAAGCUGAUUAUUUAUUUCCUGUCAUUCCUGGGACCGCUGUGCCUCUUCAUUUUGAGCUGCUUGGGCCUGCUGUGCUGCAUAAGGAAGCAUCAAGGUGAAUUCUCUCAAGAUCUCUCUAGUUUUCCCCUCUUUUCCCUGGGCAGAGAUAUUCAGCUGUCUCACUUCUGCUACUCAAAUAUCUUUUCAUUUCUCAUAUUACCAGGGCUGAACACAGGCAGAGUGAGGCAGCUGAGUUUGAGUGUUACAGAACUGCAGCAAAUGGCUACUUCUAAAUUUAUUAUGAUUAUAUUUUAUUCUUGGGGCGAGGUGUUUGUGAGGGGUUUCUCCCUUAUGGGUCAAAAUAAGUUGACCAAUCUUGGGAACCACUAUGUCCCUUGACCUGGGGGGGGGGGGAGUGGCACCACCCCCAUUUCUGUUCUACCUCAGGAUUAAAAAAAAGUGUUUUGGGACCGCUUCCAUGACUAUCUUCCAAAACUCGUAGUCUUGGAUAAAAGCUACUUGCUUUAAAUAUUUAUUGCCUGACUUUCAUUAUAACAGCAUAGCAGUUUUGGCCUAUCCAUAAAAUUUGGUAAGGAUUUCCUUGAUCCCCUUUUUAUGAGACAGGGCAUUUUCACAAGCUGCGUUCUUGUUUUUGUACAAUGAAUGUGAUGAACUAUCCAAAUGUUGUUCCAUCAAUAGCUGGUGUUUUUCUUUUCCUUUCUAGUGAACAGCAAUAAGGGCCCAUCAAUCUCGCAAAGUGAAAUGAAUGUGGUAGGUUUCUUCACUGAUGAGCCUGGUAUUGAAUUUCUAAGUACUUGGUAAAUGCCCAUAAGCCCCUUUCAGGCAUUCUGUCCCUGUGUACAGUAAUCACAUGAGCUGAGGCCAUGGAGAAGUGUGUGCUAGCUUCCCCCUACCUCCCUAAUCAUCACCCACCUCCCUCCAUGAGUUGCAGGGUGACUGUGUCAAGCCUCCUAGACCCAUGGAAAAUCUUGGUUCUAAAAUGCACGGAGAGCCCCACAAGUACAGGAGGCUCCCUGAUUCACAUGGACAACACCACGAGGUGAGAAUAAUGACAAGGGGCGAAGCUAGGGUGCUCAUCCCUACAAUCCCCGUGAGUCAAACCAUUGGUCCAUUGAGUUCAGUAUUGACUGCACUGAGUGGCAACAGCUCUCCAGGAUUUGGGGCAGGAUUCUUCCCCAGUCCUACCUGGAGAUGCGAAGGAUUGAAGCUGGAAUCUUCUAUGGGCAAAGCAGAUGUUCUACCAUGGAGCUACAGCUCGAAUGCCUGGAGAGGGCUAACGUGUUAUGUUCCAACCCCUUCAAAAUACAUAUAAAAACCUUCACCUCAUGGACUUUGCCACUUAAAGGAAGCAAUUUUCAUUCAUGAACACAGGAAGAAAGCUCAGCCUUCAACUGAAGUGGUGUUUAGUUGUGUUUUAAAUGCUAGCCAUCAGUGACAUUGCACCUUACUGAACUACAUGGACAAAUUCUGCCUCCCAAGUUGCUAAUAACCUUAACCAGAUAGUGUGAAACAACAGAGGGAAGAAGGGAGGGAGAAAUAUGGGCAAAUGUUCUUAGUUUUGUGCAAAGCUGGGUUUUUUGCUUCAAAUUUCAGCUUUUUCUAGACUUAGAAGAGGUCCAAAUGAGGCAUCAUGUCAUUAUUCAUGACUUUAGCCUUUGCAUGGCUGAUCUUUCUUUUGGGAGCACAGACUCCCAAUUGGAGUUUUCCUGCUAUUGCAUUGGUACAAAGGACUGACACUCGUCUUUCACAUGCAAUCCCAAUCUAGUUCACCCUGAUCACUACCACACUAUUUUUUUUAAAAAAAUCAACCAUUUGAUUUUUUUCACAAGUACUGAAGACAUGAAUAGUGCCAUGUCUCAUUUGUGUCUAACUUCACAUCAAAACAAUACAUAAUCUGAUGAGUGUCAACUGCACUUCUUUUAAUCCAGGUGCCUUGGAUGUUAUCCUGGGUAUUAAAAUUUUAAAAAGGCUUCUCCAACCUGCUGCACAGCUAAUGUUGUUGGACUCCAACUCCCAUCAGCCCCAGCAAACAUGGCCAAUGCUCAGGAAUGAUGGGAGUUGCAGCCCAACAAGGUCUAGAGGGUCAGGGAUGGAGGAAACCUGUGAUUUUAAUGAAGGCUUGAAAAACGACAUCUUCCCUGAGGUUUGAGCUGUCCACGUCUGACAUGGUUGUCAUCUUUGUUCCUAGCUAGAUAUGUGAUUAAGAUACUGCACUCUUUCAUGAAUCUAUUCCACUCUUGUUUCCCCCACAGCUUAAUAGCAAUGCAGAUGCCCAGUGCAGCAAUGCCUCCCAUACGAUACCUGCACUUCAUCAAGCUGCUGAGCCUUAUGUGCUGCAAUUUCCAGAUGAUGGUCCCAUCUACGGCAAUCAAUGCAAUUGCUGGAAUGCCACCAGGGCACCACCCAAGCCUACAUGUGAUGAAUGUGUCUCCAAUACCCAGCAACUCUUACCUCAAAAGAAGGAAGCCCUUAUUUAUGCAACACUGAGCUAUGGGGAACCUGUUCAGAGACAUGAGCAUUCUGCUGAGACAGAGUUUACAGAAUAUGCUGCCAUUGGGCUGAAUCACUAAACGUGGACAACCACUCAUUGUUUAGCAUCAUAUAGCUUCUUCCACUGUGACUCUGCAAGCUUUCUCACCAGCUUCACUCUGAUAAUUGCUUAGUGCAUGGGUAUCGCACCAUCUAUUUCCACUAGGAGCAUGUGUUCAUUCAUUGAUGCUAUGUAUUAUUUUGGGGUUGUUAAAAUGACUCUCAUGCUGAUGUUAUCUAUUCUGUUUUCAUAAGCUGCUCUGCAAGUCCUAGUUUCCAGAAACCUUGAUUUAAUCAAACCACAUUACAGUUGGUUGCAUAAGCAGCCUAGCUGUUUAUUACUAAAUCCCUUCAGCAAAGAGAGACAAAUCCUGCAAGCAAAUCCCCAUCACUACCUAGCUUUCCAUAGAAUUGGAUGGUGAAAGCUUAGGAAUACUACAACAAAAGGAAAGAAAAAAUAUUCUGAGAAACUGUCAACUUUUGUUUGCACUUCCAGUUUACUAAAAGACUGCAGGAGAUAAGGGGCCCAUCCAGACUUGCAUUUCCCCCGCUGCUUUCCGCCACUAAAACCCAAUCUUUACCACUGAAUCGAAGCAAUAAGGUUUUCUCUGGAUUGAUGUUUGUUCUGAAUUAGGGCUAAAGAGCAGUUUUUCCAGGGGAAAGUGGCAGAACAAAGACAAAACUGCUUGAACUCAUGCCAGGAGAAGCUUUCUAGGCAUGGGGCAGGCAGAAGUGUGGACAUGCCCUCUCAGAGCACUUCAAAAUAGUUGCUAUUUUCGGGUGGGAUUCAACCACAUGCCAACAAAUUCAGGUCACGCAGUUAAAAUGAUUUGGAGCUUCUGCAUAACAAACUCCCUUCCCCCAAAGACUGGACUUUUUACAAUAAGGGAAGUGACAGGGAAAUUCAUUGGAAAGUGUCCACAACAUCAUCAAACUUCCUUGCAAAUGAGAAUAAAUGCUCAUUCAAUAGCCAGUGUCGUCUAAUCUCCCUGCCAACAAGUUGGGACGAAUGCCCAAUAAUCUGGUCAUCGGGAAGUGUGCUCAGUGAGUAGAAUGAAUGUAUACAUUUUCUACUGACUGAAAGCCAAAUUAGCAGAACUUUAAUCAUGUAUUUCAUUGAUCUCAUCCUCAACUAGUGAUAUCCCAAGUCAGAAUAUAAAGCAAAAGAAUUUUGAGGCUAAAUGAACCAAUUACUGUUUAGAUUAUAUUAAUUAUCUCCACUAGGAAUGAACUGGAAAAGAACUAGAUGUGUACAAUAAAUUAUGGUUGAUAGAUAAAUGAUUGCUGCUCACUGUCACUGCAGAUGCUGAAAUGGCUGCCAGCAUAGUCCACAAACUGGCUUAAAAGGUGGUGGGGUGAGCAAAUUCAUGGAGGUUAGGGCUAUCAAAUGUUCACAGUGGCUAUAUGUGUUCCUUUCACGCAGGAUAGCACUCAUAUAUCAAGCUUGUAGACAUCUCCAGAGACAUCUUAUUGGCCACUGUGGCAAACUAGGAUUCUAGACUUGGCCUUUGAUCUGAACCAGCAGGAACCUUCUUAUCUUCUCUUUGUUUAUUUAAUAAUGGCAUCUCCUGCCUGUUUGAUCCAAUAUCCAUGUAGGGUGGCCAUAUGAAGGAGAUGGCAGGGCUCCUGCACCUUUAACUGUUUGUGUAGAAAAGGGAAUUGCAGUAGGCUUCACUUUCCAAGAGGAGCCCUCUGUGCUUCUUCAUUCAGCCAGCCAAUGUCCAACACAACCUAUCUCUAUAAAGCCCAAGGAAGCAACCAUCAAUAAUAAGAAAGCUGAAUGAGAUAAAGUCAAGAAGUGGGAUCAUAAAGCCAGCAGCAAAAGUCAAGCAGGGGAAAAUAGAAGGGUGCUUAGCUAGAGCACAAAGGGGGGCAGUAUAGGUGACUCUGGAAGGACAUUGCCCUUGAAAAGGUCCAGUACCCAAUUGCCACCUGCCUAAUCUCUGGCAGAUUACUGAAGCAGAAGGAUGCCAGUACCUGAAACUCUGCUUUGACAUACUGUCAAUAGAGGGAUGAAAAAGGAAAACUCAAGAAAUCAUUUCAGAACACUUUCAGCUAAAAGUGUCCACAGUAUCUCUCAGGAAGUAGAAGAACCCAAAGAUCUAAAGUAUUGGCUUAAUGAACACGUUGCUCCCCUUUUGAUAUGAAAGACACAAUAUGUGAGAAAAACAGGAAGCGCUUUAGCAUCUCGCCACCAAGCACACUGACUGCAGAGGAAAGAGUGCUGUGUACAGAUAAGAGUGGGUUCAUGACGUUGAUGAAAGGAUGUGAAAGUGCAUGCAGCUCAGAUCAGAUAUAAUUUUGGGUGGAAAAAAUGAAAAAUGAUAAGGCAAUGUAUGAUUGUGAUGGUGGCUUCCUCCUGGGGGAAGUGUGUGUGUGUGUGUGUGUGUGUGUGUGUGUGUGUGCCAUUCAUAUUCAGUGACAUCUAAAAGGUCAGCCAUGCCCCACCAGUUAGUCACUGGCUGCCAGCAUUGGAACUUGGAGUCACCUCAAAGGCAUAGGUGCUAAGAGGUGCAUGUGAACCGGACUUCAGGGCAAUGGAUGAGUUGACAGGUAAACAUCAGAUAGAAUGACAAAAUAUCAGUGAGUCCCCUUUAAAAAAAACACAGUGAUGGUUAUCGUGUUUUACGAAUCCAAAAUUGAAGGUCUGGGGUAGAUUAAGACUAAUGACUGACUGAAGUUUUGCAUUUGAUUAAAAAUAUAUAUAUAUAUCCAACUGUACUCAUUUUAUUUUUUUUAAAAAAGCAAUUUAAGUUCUUAAUGAGGCUUGGCAUGAGAAACCAAUUGUAGAUAUUAAGGAAGGAGGGGAGAAAACAUACCAAACACCUCCGCAAUCCACACACCAUGAUGAGAAUCUCCUUGAAGUCCGAGCUCAUACAUCAGAGACUGUACAAUUCUGCAGGUUUUUUUUCCAGCUUCUUCGAUCCAGACCAUGUCUGUUUGUUUUUCAAAUCUAUUUAUUUUCCCAAACAGAUAUUCCCGGCUACAGGAGUGGCAUCUUAGAGUGCCAGCCGAGAACUGUGCUCUUUUUGACCCAGUGUGCUGCUGGCUGCACUUUAAUGCAUGCCGGCAAUCUCGGACAAUCUGCCGGUCUUCGAGACAGUCCUCCCAUACCCUGGGG